This is a messenger RNA of Neoarius graeffei (lesser salmon catfish), 2397 nucleotides long. RefSeq names its product coiled-coil domain containing 69 (gene ccdc69). The transcript is spliced from 9 exons. Gene Ontology annotation, molecular function: microtubule binding. The coding region runs from base 254 to 1198 and encodes 314 amino acids. Lineage: Eukaryota; Metazoa; Chordata; Actinopteri; Siluriformes; Ariidae. Gene Ontology annotation, cellular component: cytoplasm; nucleus. The record is from RefSeq and is a predicted model, not a curated record.
CAUACGGUAGUUGAUUAGGCUACUUCCGGUUGUCUUGAUGUUUAUUAGGCUAAUGCUGGUUAUUAUGUAGCGCGCCGCCGCCCUGCGCGUGCACCGAGUAAGCAGGAGGUGAGCUCGUGCGGCUGCACUGUUGUGAAUGUGAGAUUGAGUCGGGCAGCUCUCUGUCUGUCUGUCUGUCUGUCUCUCUCUCUGUCUGUCUCUCUCUCUGUCUGUCUGUCUCCUCACUCAAAGCACAGAGGCGGCAGAGAAAAGCAUGGGCUGUCACAAUAGCAAAGUGUGUGUCCACGUCCGUCGUAAAAAGAAAAAACAAGCAAAGAAUGAAACCCAUCUAAAGGAGAUCAGCAGUACUCAUGAUGGAAGUGGAACAUGCACAUCUGAGGAGAAGGACUCUGGUCCAGAGUCACAGCUGGAAAAGUAUGAGUGGCAGCUGAAAAUCUUGGAUGAGGUCCUAGCAACUUCAGGAAGUGAAGAGCGAGACCAACUUCUGAAGGAUCAUCAGCACGGAGACAUCUGCAUGCUCGUGCACACGAUCACUGAGAUGGUGAAGUCAGAGACAGCUGCUGAGCUCAGUGCUGUUCAUGAGAACCAGAUAAAGAGUUCUGCAGAACAGCACCAGAGAGAAGUGGAAGAUAUGAAAAGCCUUCACAAUGAAGAGAAGAAUGCAUUGCAGGAAACGCACACAGCAGUUGAAAGUGCUCUAAAGGAGCAGAUUGAGCAACUGACAGCAGACCUGAAGCUGUUCACAGAGUUAAAGCAGCGAGUAAAGGAGUCCACGCUGAAAAGAGACCUUCAAAGAAACAUACAAACUCAUGGCAGCCCGGGUGAAUUCUGGGAGCAGGAACAAGAGAGUCUGCUAAUUGUCAUAGAGAUGAAGCACGAGCGUUUACAGGAGCAGGGAAACAAGCUGCGGCAGAUGGAGGCCCUGGUUGAAAAGAACCUGGCGCUGGAAGACCAGGUCCGACAGGUUCUACAGCAGAAUGAGGACCUCAGAGUUCGAAUAGACAAUUAUCAAACACUAAUACACCAACUGUCCAAGGAGCAGAAUGAGCUGCAGGAGGCGCUGGAGAAGCAAACAUUGCAGUGCCAGAAACUCAGUCAGGAGAAAGAGGAGUUGCUCUUUAAACUCCUGCACAAACGAGACUCCUGCUCAUCUUUUCACAUACCUGCCGUAGUGCCUGCUGAAGUUUCUCCAAGCUGACCUGGUCUCAGCUCCACCACCUCACACACUGGACUCCACUCACCACAGCCUUGUGUAUUUAGAUUCCAGAGUUAAGCAGCCUGUGCCUCUCAGUUUUAGCCUGCUGCUGGUUUCUUUCCAAAUAACUGUUUUAAGGAAACUGUGGUUUUAUGUCCUGUUAAGUGACUUGUUACGUGAGUUUUUGGAUGUACUCAACCACUGUGUCACAGUUAGGAAAUAUAUAUUUUAGUUUGGUUUUAUUUUUUUUUAUUUUAAUCUCAGUACCAGUAAUACAUUUCAUUUUGGAAUAACAGUGGAUCAAUCUACAUUAUACUGUAUGUGUGUUUUUAUGUUAUUGUACAGUCCAGGGUUUGCUGAGGAAUUUAAAAUAUGUUUUCCCAGCAUGCCUGAUCCAACCCAUGAAGGAUUUGAUAAUGAUUAGUUGGAUGAGGUGUGCUGGUAGUUAAAUCUCCACUGUGCAAGGCAGAGGUUUCUGAGGCACUGGAGUGAUAACCAAUGCUUUGUGAUAUGUUACUGGGAAAUGUAUACCACGUCGUUAUGGUUAUAUUUAUCAUAAUGUACUGAUUGUUCCAGGAAACUGACAUCAGAUGAUGCAUUCUGGUGUUUUGGGGGUUUUUUUGUUCGUUUGGUUGUUUUCUUUCCUCUCUGCCCCAAUGGUCUCUUCUCCCCCCCCCCCCCCCCUUUUUUUUUUUUAAUAACCGUACAAAAGCCAAAGCACUUGUAAGUGUACUUUAAAGCAGUGGAAUUUUUUUUUCCUGCUUUUCAGAUGCACUAGCACUUUUUUACAACAGUAUUCAUGUAUAUGUAUGUAUUUGUAUGAGGAAGACUGUGGGCUUUUGUAAGUUGUUAGCACAUGUAAGACCGGUUUGUUUGCAUGCUUGCGUUUGGACAAGAUCAUUAGUGUAAAUUCUGAGCGCAUUGAAACAAUUGAGUCACUGUUUUGGGUCUUUUAGCAAGUGUAACACUGUCAGCUAAGAGAAAAUCAAACUUUACAAGAUGUGGAGAGCAGUGUUUGUGCAGAUGCUAAAGGACCACUGCUGUAGAUUUGUGUUCAGAUGUUGCUCAGGGUGAAGAUGUGUUGGCUAUAUUGUCCACUCUUUGUGGCCUAUUUUCAUGUUCUGUUUUACCUCUGAAACAAGUGCCUUUUUUUUUGCUAGAGCUUCACCAAGAAAGGCGCAAUAAAAGCUACAUCUGAGGGA